Melanotaenia boesemani (Boeseman's rainbowfish) is the source of this 4681-nucleotide messenger RNA. RefSeq names its product SH3 and PX domain-containing protein 2A-like. Gene Ontology annotation, molecular function: phosphatidylinositol binding; protein binding; superoxide-generating NADPH oxidase activator activity. The record is from RefSeq and is a predicted model, not a curated record. The transcript has 14 exons. The coding region runs from base 409 to 3711 and encodes 1100 amino acids. Lineage: Eukaryota; Metazoa; Chordata; Actinopteri; Atheriniformes; Melanotaeniidae. Gene Ontology annotation, biological process: superoxide anion generation.
UCUCAAGAAUUACUCCCAAAUAUUCUGACUUCGCUUGUUCUGUGAAGUGUGUCCAGUCAGCUGAAGAGGGACCGCCCUGUGCUGGCCCUCUGCUCUGUUUUGCAACGGUGCAGCCCAUCUUCAGGAAGGAAAAGUCUGAUAAAACGUCAGUUUCAUUGCGUUGUCAUGUUUUACAAGAAGUUCAGAAGCUCCGAAACCAUCUGACACCAUCAAUUCAUGGAUGCACCAAAAACCUAAGGGAAAAGGAAUCUUUCUUCUUCUUCUUCUUUAUCCGCUUAACUUUGCUUUUAGCGUACACACAAGUCAUUUUUUCGUCUUUCUUUUACACUCAGGUAUUCAUGGGUAGAUAUUUUCCUUUGUAUCAUCUGUAGCAUUUUUGUUGUUGCAAACUGAAUUCAGCCUGUAAAGAUGCAGCUUCGUUCUGUCCUUGACGUUAAUGUUGUGGACGUGCAGAAGAGAAGGAAUCCAUCCAAACACUAUGUGUACCUGAUCAAUGUCACUUACUCAGACUCCACUUCCCAUGUCAUCUACCGGAGAUACAGCAAAUUCUUUGACCUGCAGAUGCGAAUCCUCGACAAAUUCCCAAUUGAGGGAGGACAGAAAGACCCCAAAAAGAGAAUCAUUCCUUUUUUGCCAGGUAAAGUCUUGUUUCGUCGCAGUCACAUCAGGGAUGUAGCUGUCAAAAGACUGAAGCACUUGGACAAUUACUGCAAAGCUCUGUUGAAGCUUCCCUCCCACAUUUCCCAAAGCGAGGAGGUCCUUAAGUUCUUUGAAACCAACACAGAGGACCUCAACCCUCCCACAGAAGACUGUGGAGGCUCUGGUAAACGUAAAUCAGGUCUGGAUGCUUCGGACCCCAUGCUCCUGGAACAGUAUGUGGUGGUGGCCAAUUACGAGAAACAAGAGCCUGCAGAAAUCAGCCUUCAAGCAGGCGAGGUUGUCGACGUCAUUGAAAAGAGCGAGAGUGGUUGGUGGUUUGUCAGCACAGCAGAGGAGCAGGGUUGGGUCCCUGCUACCUAUCUCAACUCCCACAGUGGCACACGGGAUGACUUGGAGCUUGGCGCCUCGAAAGCAGGGGAAGUUACUAAGCGACAUAAGGCUCAUCUGAAGAGGCUGGACCGGAGAUGGACGCUGGGGGGUGUCAUCAGCCGGCAGCAGAGCCGAGAAGAGAAGUACAUAACAAUGCAGCCUUACUCCAGCCAAGGCAAAGAUGAAAUUGCUUUUGAAAAAGGGGUCAUAGUGGAAGUGAUUCAGAAGAACCUGGAAGGCUGGUGGUUUAUCAGGUACCAGGAUAAAGAGGGCUGGGCUCCAGCGUCUUACCUCAAGAAGGUGAAGGAAGACUUCUCUCCCCGUAAGAAGACUGUAACAGGCCCAGUGGAGAUUAUUGGAAACAUAAUGGAGAUAAGCAACCUACUUAAUAAGAAGGCGUUAAGUGAGAAGGAUGUGCAGACUGAAGGUGUUUCAGAGAGCCCCCAGGUUGCCAGGAAGGAGAUCAGCUUGCCAAUCCCAUGUGCUGACUCCAGUCCUGUUAAUGCCCCGCAGGAUGGAAAAAGCAAAGCAGAGCCUCCGUCACCAGCUGUAGCCCGUAUAGCCCCACAUCGGGUGGAAAUUGGUUCUCCCGUUCUCAGGCAAAAACCUCCUCCUCGGAGAGAUGCAACCCUGGGAUUUCAGAUGCCCUCCCCGCCAGAGCCCCCUGCAGUUGAAGCAGAGUAUUACACUAUUGCAGAUUUCCAGUCCUGUAUAUCUGAUGGUAUCAGUUUCAAUGGGGGACAGAAAGCAGAGGUUAUCGAGAAGAAUUCUGGUGGAUGGUGGUAUGUCCAGAUAGGUGAGAAGGAGGGCUGGGCUCCCUGCUCCUACAUUGAUAAACGGAAAAAGCCCAAUUUAAAUCGGAGAACAAGCACUCUAUGCCGCCCAAAAGUUCCCCCUCCAGCUCCACCUGUCAAGAAACAGGACUCAGUGGAGACUGCACCUCCCAGUAGCCCUGGAUCUGAAGCCCCAGAGUCUCCUGUGUCUCCUGGGAGGCCUGUAUACGAAGAGCCAGAAUAUGAUGUCCCUGCCAUUGGCGAUUUGGACCUUGAGUCUGAGUUUGAAUUUCUGAGGGGUGAAGGUUCCCUGGUGGAUGGAAAGACUGAGGAUGCUUCCUCUGAGAGGGGGUCACACUUGUCCUCAAAGCCUUCUCCAGCUUCAUCCCUUCACAGUGCCUCCUUCAAGGUGGGUGAGUCAUUUGAAGAUGGUCAAGAAGCAGAGCGGGAGCCAGAGGGAGAAGAGGAGUGUAUCUAUGAGAAUGAUGGUUUCCGACCCUUCAGGGAGUCCCCAGAGAGACAGUGCAGCCGGGACUCCAACUCCUCCAAGACAAGUGUUGUGUCAGAAACUGGCAAGACUGCAAAUCUAACAUCAGGUGGAUGGAGACCUGCAGGUAACAGGCUCAAGAUUGACUUGAAUGGGACCCCAUUUUCAGGCAAACCAGAGGAGACACCCAUGCCCAAAUCUGCCUCCACUGAGUCCACCCCAGAUCUGUUCAAACCUAAGAAAGAACAAGAGGAGAGCAAGGCAUUAUUCUCCACCAAGUCCUCUUCUAAGCAAAGGCCAGUGGUAAGGCCCAAACCACAACUAGCGAAGGCAUCCAGUGCAGAGAAAAUGGACAUCAGCACCUUGAGAAGACAGCUCCGACCAACAGGUCAGCUAAAAAAUGGAACCAAAACUAAAGGUGAAGACUCGGAAACAGCUUCCGUCAUUUCCUCCGAGGACUCCUUCUCAUCUCAGAGCACAUCUGAUCUCUCCUCCAUCUACUCUAAAGGAAGCCGAGGUGACUCUGACUUGGAAUGCUGCAACCUGUAUCGCACCACAGAUCCCUAUGAGAAAGUCCAAGAGUCUGAGCUCAGUUUCCCUGCUGGGGUGGAAGUGGAGGUGCUGGAAAAGCAAGAAAGUGGUUGGUGGUAUAUUCGUUGGGGAGAUGCAGAGGGUUGGGCUCCAACUUACUUCCUGGAGCCUGUCAGGCAGCAAGAUGACUUGGCAGAGUCUGAAUCUGAUGGCACCCCGACUAGACCUGGAAGUCUCAGCAAGUCCAACAGUCUGGAGAAGAAUGAACAAAGGGUACGAGUGUUGAACAACAUCAACCAAAACCUAAAGAAGGUCACACCACCUAUCCCAUCCAAACCUCCAGGUGGCCUCUCCAAACCUACCGGCUUGUUCAACUCACUGAAGCAGAAUAGCACCAAGCAGCAGCAGGUUGUCAGACCUCAGUCUGUCUUCAUUUCUGCCCCGAUCAGAGACGGUCCCAGCCCUGUUGGCUCUCUCAGGAGAAACGAGUCCCUCAACUCAACGGACCAUCCUUGCGCAAGCCCCACAGUGCGACGCAAUGCAUCUUUUGGCACUGUGCCUCGCAGCUUGGCACCAAACAACAUAGCUCUUCCUAACAAGAAUCGAUCUGGUACUGGUAGCUCUGAAACUCUGGGCCUCAGCUCUCAGAAGAAUGCCAUCCCUGUAUCCACAGUGAAACCCAAGCCUCACAUCAUCCAUAACAACCUCAGAGAGGUGUAUGUCUCCAUAGCAGAUUACCAUGGUGACGAAGAGACCAUGGGAUUUCCAGAGGGGACAAAUCUGGAGGUUCUUGAAAGAAACCCCAAUGGUUGGUGGUACUGCAAGAUUUUGGACAAUGGCAGACCGAGGAAAGGAUGGGUUCCCUCAAAUUACCUCGAGAAAAAGCACUAGCACUCGUGUGGAGCUGGCAGUAUUCUGGAUAUGUGUGUAAAGACUACUCUAACAGAUGCAUUUGUUUUGUGAAUAAGGCUAACCCGGUACCCUUCAUCAAAAACAAGCAGCCAGAUCAAAUUUUACUAAGAAAUGAAAUAAAACAAUUAGAGAAACAAAUCGAGAUGAUGCAGUGCUUGAGACUUUCCAUUAACAUGUUGGGACUUGAGACAAAGAGAAGACCAGAGAGCAGAAGAACGACUGAAUGAUUUUCUCCAGCAGUUACCUUUAACUUGAACGUUGUCCUUAUAUGUUUACUCCUUGAACCAUUUCUAUUUGUGUAUAUCGUAAUCUUUAAAAAAAAAAUUUUAAAAGAUUUUUAAGCUUACUGCAUGUUUGAAGUGAUUCAUUAUACCAACGAUGCCUUGAGCUGUUGACAUUAACCUUGUUCCUCAUCCCGUUUUUCUUUCUUUUUUUUUUUUUUUGAGAAAAACUCUUAUUUUUUGCCAAAGCUGCUUUGUGUUAGUCUCACCUUGGUGCUGCAUGAAUUUUUAAAUAUCUUUAUACUGUAUGUCAUCUUUAUUUAGAGUAUUUUAUCCAUCUAAUUUUUGAUGUUGUCCCUAAUGAAACAAAUGGUGAGCAUCUCUGAUUAUCAGUAUUUUGUUUCCCUUUGUUUAAAACAUUUAUUGAUGAGCUUUUAUUUCUUUUUUUAAAAACAUUAUUUUUUUUCCCAUAAAUAUUCAAACUUUUGCAUAUGUCAGUAAAAAUAAUAUUUAUUCGUAUCUUAAAACUCAUAAUAAAACUUACAUUUCAACAAAACUGCUCUAUUAAAGACAACAAGAUUUUGAAUUUCUGCUGGGCAGUAAAUUUGACAUAAUCCUUUUUUUUCUGUGUUUUGUGGGGUGCUCACGUUUGUUUUAUCUUAACUGUGUGACCAGUUAUAAUAACUGAAGUGCCUAAAGAAUGACUUUAAUAAAUGCACUUUUGAACA